UACACGCGGCUAUGAAUUUUGAAGUGCGGUGUAGCACGUGAAAAGUCUGUGAAACGUGUGGGUUUUUAAUUUAACAUGGAGAAAAGGCCACACUCCAUCCCUGUGCCAAGAUUAUACAAAGAGGCUGCAAAGCUUCUGAAACGGUAUGAAAAUAAAGAGGGAACCAUCAAGAACCUGGUGCUCAGUAAUAGGAAAUACCGGAAUUAUCAAACUAUUUCAGCAUUGAUGUGCAAAACUGUUCAGAAUGCAACAAGAAUACAAACAGCCAUUGCUGCUUCCAGCCUUUUAGUAGAACAGCCACAGUUUGAUCCACACCUUGCAAAGAUUUUGACUUCUGAACUCAUCAAUAAGGGACGUUUACCUGGAAAGAGCAAGCCAGAACAAAUACUUCUUCAAUAUGAAGAUAAAAUAAGGAAGAUAAUUGGUACAGAUCUGAAUGCAAACAAUGAAGAAAAAAAGAAGGAUUCCCUGCCCAGGUAUGCCAGAAUCAACACCCUGAUUACAAGUGCUGACAGAGUCCAUAGCCACUUAGCCAGGGAAGGAUGGAGAUAUGAAGAACAUGACUUUAGUUCAUAUGAUGAUUUUUUGGACUGUAUACAGAAUUUGGAUGCUGACAGUUACGUGGUUGAUUACCACAUGAAAGAUCUUCUGGUUUUCCCUCCCAACACACCCUUUUGGAAUGACUUGUUAUACAGAAAAGGAGCCAUAAUCUUGCAGGAUAAGGCUAGUUGUCUGCCAGUUUUCCUGAGUGAUAUUAAAUCAGGAUCAAAUAUAAUAGAUGCUUGUGCUGCUCCUGGGAACAAGACUUCACAUAUUGCAGCUGUUAUUGAUAAUGAAGGGAAGGUCUUGGCUGUGGAAAAGGACAGUACACGAUUUGCAACACUCCAGAAGCUGCUGAAGGAACGAGGAGUGGAGUGCACCACCUUUGAGAACAGGGACUUCACUAAGCUCUCACUUGAUUUGUAUGGGGAAGCUCAUUACAUCUUCCUGGACCCAACCUGCUCUGCUAGUGGACUAAAUAUCAUCAAAGAUAAUAUUUCGCCACAGCGCAUCAGAGGACUAGCAUCAUUUCAAAUACAUCUUCUUCAGUUUGCACUUUCAUUUCCGUUUGUAGAAGAAGUUAUAUAUUCAACUUGUUCUGUAUAUGAAGAAGAGAAUGAGGAAGUCGUUGAGGAGGCUUUGAAAGUUUAUGGCCAUCAGUUUGAGCUUGAAGAUAUUGGGAAAAAACUUGAUGGCUGGAAGCAUUAUGGAAAAGAAGGCUUUGACUUUGGAAGCAAGUGUGUAAGAACUGUUCCUGAUGUGGACAGAUGCCAUGGUUUCUUUGUGGCAAAAUUUGUAAGGAAAGCAGAACCAGAUGGAGAAGGGUCAUCCAAAGGUGCAGAGAAUCACUGUACUGAAGAUGUUGAAGCUGGCAAUGAGGAACAUGGAGAGACACUAAAGGACAAUGCGGUUUCUUGUAACGGUGAACUAAGGGAGGACUUGGAGGAGGCAGAGCAAAAUCAUGGUGAUGACCAGACUCAAAAGAAAAAGAAGAGGAAGAAAAAGAAGUCAGCUAAAGUUGAUGGUGGUGAGGUACACAGUGAAGAAACAGAGGAGAAUAAUGCUGUUUCAUGUGAAAGUGAAUCAAGGGAGAUUGUGGAGGAGGCAGAAGAUAGUCAUGUUGAAAAUGAUAACCUAAAGAAAAAGAAGAAAAAGAAAAAGAAGAAGUCAGACAGAGGUGCAGGUGAAGAAGCAGGUGAUGAGGAAAAUAGAAGAGAUAGAGUGGACUUAAUGGAGGUAGAAGACAAUAAUGGAGACCAUACUCAAAAGAAGAAGAAAAGGAAAACUAGAGAUGCUGGGAUACACACUGGAGAAACAGAGACAAACAAUAUGGAGGAAUUAGAAGACAAUCAAGAUGAAGACUGUACCCAAAAGAAAAAGAAGAAGAAGAAGACAGUCAGAGAUGAAGGUGAUAAGAAAAAAAAUGGACACAGAGUGAAGUACGAUGCCGGUUCAGGCAAAAGUGAAUUAGGAGAGGACUUCGAGCAGGUGGAGGACAAUCAUGAUUUAGAUUGUACUAGAAAAAAGAAAAAAAAGAAGCGGUCAAGGGAAUCGGAAUCAGGGUCAGGAAAAUCUGAUGAUAAUCUUUUAGAGAGUAAUCAUCUAGAAGAAAAAAAUAUUAAGAAGAAAAAGAAUUCCCUAAGCAAUAAAAAUGACUAAGAGAAGGAAGUAAUAUAGUUGAAGAAUACCCUGAAACUAAUUCCCAAAAUAAUAAUGGUGUCAAAAGAAGAAAACUUUAUUGAUUUUUGAAGAAUAACUUCAAAAUAACUCCUUAACAUCUGUAACAUUAUGGAUGAUUAAUCUUAAAAGUGAA
Molecule: messenger RNA, 2353 nt
Organism: Penaeus vannamei (Pacific white shrimp)
Lineage: Eukaryota; Metazoa; Arthropoda; Malacostraca; Decapoda; Penaeidae
Source: RefSeq, a predicted model, not a curated record